Molecule: messenger RNA, 2727 nt
Organism: Carcharodon carcharias (great white shark)
Lineage: Eukaryota; Metazoa; Chordata; Chondrichthyes; Lamniformes; Lamnidae
Gene: churc1
Product: churchill domain containing 1
Exons: 5
Coding region: 36-425 (129 amino acids)
Biological process (GO): positive regulation of DNA-templated transcription; fibroblast growth factor receptor signaling pathway; multicellular organism development
Molecular function (GO): zinc ion binding
Source: RefSeq, a predicted model, not a curated record
GCGACGGUCGCUUCCACGGCUGGCGGGGAUUCGGGAUGUGCGGGGGCUGUGUUCAGAAGGAAUAUCCCGAGCGGUACUCACUAUCGUAUGGCAUUGGAGUAAUGCAGAGAUUGCUGCUUUUUCAGGGUAACACCUGCUUAGAGAAUGGCUCCUUUCUGCUAAAUUAUGUGGGUUGUGCUGAGUGCAGUAAAAGAGACUUUGUGUUAAUUGCUAAUCGAACCCAAGAUGAUGACGAUGGAGAAGAACUUGUUACAUAUGACCAUGUCUGUCAGAAUUGCCACCACAUUAUAGCACAGCAUGAGUACACAUUCACUGUUGUUGAUGAUUAUCAGGAGUACACCAUGUUGUGUAUGUUGUGUGGCAAAGCAGAAGAUUCGAUCAGUGUACUGCCUGAUGAUCCCCGGCAGAUGGCUCCUCUCUUCUGAAAGCUCUUUUUCUGCACAAUACACAUCAUACACUUUGGGUAGGGAGUGCAGUAGCAAUUCUAGCUGGGGGAAAGGAUGCUAAGUUGCAAUACUGAAAUAAAAUCAGAUUUUAAAUGAAGACAUGUUUGUUUUUGGUCGUGACCAAAGGAGGUGCAUAAAUAUGCCUCUUCGCCACCUUUUCCAAAACGAAAAUUAACUUACUUUUAUUUUUGUGAAUGCCUCCUUGACCACCACAGACUUGUAUCCCUACCAUUUCGGACUGACUCGUGUGUAUCUUAUUUCGAAUGUAUAACUUUAGUGAUCUUUCAAGUUGAAGCAAAUGUUUGAGAGAGAAGAUGAAAAAUGCUUUUACUUUUAAUUCUAUUUCUAGAGAGUGAUGCCAAAUGUACCUGUGCUGCAUUUAUAUUUUCCUCAGAAAGACUGACCCUCUUGUUUCUUGAAUUGGGCCACAUCAGGUCUAAAGGGCAAAUAUUUCUUCAUCUCUGAGAAUUGAAUGAGCUCGGGUGCCAUUCACAUUGCCAUGCUGUGCAGGUUCAGAACGUUUAGUGGCCCCAGGAGCUAUUUCUCCCAAGUAGCAGAAUACAUGACCUAUAAAAAUGGAGGGUUUCUGCUGCAGCUGAUUAUAGAUCAGCCUGCAAUUUUGAAUGGAGAAGCCCAUACUGGUGGGAGACCAAAUAAGUUUAAAGCGUCUAAAAAUUGAAGUAUAUCGUUGUAAUAUUAAACUCUGCUGUAAGCUUUGUAUAAUCCCAGUGGGAUUAAAAGUAAAAGCAUCUUUUAACUGCUCUCUCUCAGGCAGCAUGCAUUUGCUUCAACUUUAAACGCUACUGAAGUUAUACAUUACAAAUAAGACACACGAGUCAGUCUGAAAUGGUUGGGAUACAAGUCACUGGUGGUAAAGGCAGUGCUCACAAGAAUAAAGCAAAUUAACUUCAUUUUGGGGAAGGGUUGAGAUUAUUUAUGCUCCUAGAAAAUUUCAGUAUGCUGCAAAUGACGAAAGAUGUACUGAAGUGAACUCCAAAGUUUUCCCCUCCUUUUCAGAAAAUGUACUGAAAUGAGAUUUUGAGCAUAUGUAACUCGGAGAAAGUCACCUUGUGGCUGUUUGAAUGUCUUCCUUAAUUUGCUGGCUCUGGUAAGCAUUCCGUCAUUCAGAGGAAAUAUAAACUUGUAUUACAAAGAGCUCCCAGUGGUCUAAUUUGGGCUUUCAAGUGUUAGGAAUUUAUUAUCUUGUGUUCACUUCUAUUCCAUUUAACUAAAUAGUGAUGUGCAGAAAGGGUCUCACUGAGGCACAGCACUGUCAUUUUAUUCAUUUGUUGUUCUGUUGAAUGAAUCAAAGUUUUACCUUCUGGUGAAGGGCAACUUUGAUGCAUUCUGAACCAUCGGACCUGUCCAAUUUUGAAGUUUAUAUGCUUUCCAGUUAUUAUAAUAACCAGUGAAACAAAAUCAUAUCGUAGCCAUGUGGUACGGGUCGUGAGGUGCGUUAUGGCUAUUAACAAAUGCAAGCACAAACCACUUUCAAGCAGAUGAGCAAAACGAGACUGAAUGCCAAUUUGUUCUAACUCUGCUAGAAAUACAUUUCCAAGUGGUUCAACAGAUUCCAUCCCAUUACUGCAUGUAUGUGGCAUGAGCUGUUAUUUAGCAUACAGCAGACAACUAGCCAAACAUGUCCUGAAUAAAGUUCUGGCUUACUUGCUGUUGCCCAUGGUGUUUGUAAGUUAGUGGGUGCAAAAUAUACUAUAUUACAUAAAAUGUAAGUUUUUAACCUCUCUGUAAAGUCAGUUCAAUUGGUAAUUUAUUUACAUCAGCCACAGCACUUGGACAGUGAUACGUUUUCCAAUCCAAAAACUUGCAGGCUAUUGGCACUUUUGAUUUUUAAAGCAUUGUUUCCCUAGAGACUGUUAGGAUGGGGAAUGGACAAAAUUUAACUAUACAAGUCAUCAUGGGGCUCUGUCAAUCAGCUGCUUUGCUGACCCUAGUUGCCCCCUUUUCUUGCUCUGUAUCAUUUCGGCUUGACUACUAUAAGAUUAACAUUAGAAAAUAUUUUAUUUAGCUAAUGAUCUGUAGAAUGAAGUAGAUUGAUGGAUGUCCUUCAGCCAAGAGGUUGUGUUGACAUUUUUAAGCUAUUUGUGGUUUAUUGCUGUCUUUACUCCAACUGGUAGCCAUCUGUUAACUAAGAACUUACAGCUUUUUAAAAUUGUAACAAUUUUAUGAAGGUAACUUGCUGAACUCUAUUUUGGCAAUCAUUUUGGAAAAACUAUGCUGUUAUUUCCUAUUCACUUCAGUAAAUAAAAACGUUAUUCCAGUA